GCAGAGAGAGAGAGAGACUGCAAGGAGAGUAAGUGAGGGAGCAAAGAAAGGGAAGGAAGCUUGCUUUGUAUUCUGCUGAAGGUUGCAGUCAGAAAUAGAACAUACAGCAAUCACUGUGGUUUGAGUGCUAUUUAGGAGACAAUAUAUGCUCACUUUUACUAACUCGACUGCUGUGUGAGAGAAAUGACAUCUUGCUGCUGGUUCUACAUAUUCUUUAUUUUUGGAACAAAUUUUAUCCAUUGUACUUCAGAAAAUCAGGAUUCUGGACAUGAAGUCAUAUGCCCUCUGGGAUAUUUCCCUUGUGGCAAUAUAACAAAGUGUUUGCCUCAACUUCUUCACUGUAAUGGUGUGGAUGACUGUGGGAACCAGGCUGAUGAAGACAACUGCGGAGACAACAAUGGAUGGUCUCAACAAUUUGAUAAGUAUUUUGCAAAAUACAAUGAAAUGACUUCCUCACAUGCUUUUGAGGUAAAGACAUCGGAGUGCUUGGUUGAUUCUGUGCCAGCAGAAUGUCUGUGCCGAGGGCUAGAGCUUGACUGUGAGGGUGCCAAUUUACGCUCUGUCCCGUCAGUCUCUUCAAAUGUAACUCUGAUGUCCCUUAAACGGAAUCAGUUAAGAAAGCUUUCUGCUGAUAGUUUCAAGAAGUACCAGGACCUUAAAAAUCUGUUUCUUCAGAAUAAUAAAAUCAGAGCUGUAUCAGAACAUGCUUUCAAAGGAUUAUACAACCUGACAAAACUGUAUCUGAGUCACAACAAGAUAACCCUUUUAAAGCCUGGUGUCUUUGAAGAUCUGCAUAAGCUUGAGUGGCUGAUAAUUGAAAAUAACAAGAUCAAUCAGAUCUCUCCACUAACAUUUCAUGGACUCAACUCACUUAUUCUCCUAGUGCUGAUGAAUAAUUCUCUUGCGCGUUUGCCUGAUAAACCUCUUUGCCAACACAUGCCCAGGUUACAUUGGCUGGACUUUGAAGGCAAUCAUAUACAUAAUUUAAGAAAUGUCACUUUCAUCUCCUGCAGCACUCUAACCGUACUGGUGAUGAGAAGAAACAAAAUCAGCUCCUUAAAUGAAAACAGCUUUUCCUCUCUCCAGAAGUUAGAUGAACUAGACUUGGCUAGCAACAAGAUUGAAUCACUUCCUCCAUACCUAUUUAAGGAUCUGAAGGAGCUCUCACAGCUGAACCUUUCAUACAACCCCAUCCAGAAAAUACAAGCAAACCAGUUUGAUUACCUACUAAAACUCAAAUCCCUCAGCCUGGAGGGCAUUGAAAUUACAAAUAUUCAAAGAAGGAUGUUCAAACCACUUAGAAAUCUCUCCCACAUAUAUUUUAAGAAAUUCCAGUAUUGUGGAUAUGCCCCCCAUGUGCGCAGCUGUAAGCCAAAUACCGAUGGGAUUUCAUCCUUUGAGAAUCUCUUAGCUAGCACUGUACAGAGAGUGUUUGUCUGGGUUGUUUCUGCUGUCACUUGCUUUGGAAAUAUCUUUGUUAUCUGCAUGCGGCCUUACAUCAGAUCUGAGAACAAGCUCCAUGCCAUGUCAAUAAUGUCUCUCUGCUGUGCUGACUGCCUGAUGGGAAUAUAUUUAUUUGUGAUUGGAGCCUUUGACGUUAAAUAUCGUGGAGAAUACAACAAGCAUGCUCAGUUGUGGAUGGACAGUAUCCACUGCCAAUUGGUGGGCUCAUUGGCUAUUCUGUCCACAGAGGUGUCCGUUUUACUGUUGACUUACCUGACUUUGGAAAAAUAUAUAUGCAUAGUUUACCCUUUUAGGUGUUUGAAGACAGGAAAAUGCAGGACAAUUUCCAUUUUGAUUCUCAUCUGGGUUAUUGGCUUUGUGGUUGCUUUUAUUCCACUGAGCCACAAGGAAUUUUUCAGAAACUACUAUGGCACCAAUGGGGUCUGUUUUCCUCUUCAUUCAGAACAGGCAGAAAGUACAGGAGGCCAGAUUUAUUCUGUUGUUAUUUUUUUAGGUGUAAACUUGGCAGCUUUUAUCAUCAUUGUGUUUUCCUAUGGAAGUAUGUUUUACAGUGUUCACCAAACAGCCAUCACAGCAACUGAAAUCCGGAAUCAUAUUAAAAAAGAGAUGACCCUUGCUAAACGGUUUUUCUUCAUUGUUUUCACUGAUGCAUUAUGCUGGAUUCCCAUCUUUAUUUUGAAAUUGCUUUCUUUACUUCAAGUAGAAAUACCAGGUACUAUAACUUCCUGGGUGGUGAUUUUUAUACUGCCCAUAAAUAGUGCUUUGAAUCCUCUCCUCUACACUCUGACCACACGACCAUUCAAAGAAAUGAUACAUCAGGUUUGGUAUAAUUACAAACAAGGAAAAUCCAUAGGAAGCAAAAGCAGUCAGAAAACAUAUGGCCCAUCAUUUAUCUGGGUAGAGAUGUGGCCAAUGCAAGAGAUCACACCAGAGUUAACAAAGCCUGCUAUUUAUACAGACUCCUUUGAAACAUCAGUAUCCACGCAUUCCACAAGACUGAAUUCAUACAGAUAAAUGUUUUGAAUAGUCACAGUAAAAUUUGCACAGUCAUCUUUGAUGUGGACUCACUGUUUUAUAGCAACAAGGAAAAAGCUGUAACACGGAUUCGCAUCAGUGAUGGCCAAGUCGUCAAAUCAGAAAGAGACAACAGAGAGUGAACUUAACAGUACAUACAUUUUUGACGAGCCUUAGGAAGUAGUAGCCAUAGGAAAAAAAUAUUUAUGCGAUUAAAAUUCCACUAACACUCCAAUUGUUUUUUUCAUUGUGGGGUUGGGCAGAUAAAGUCAAAAAGGUUAAAACUGUCACUUUGUAUCUUUCUAAAUUCUAAAAUGUAAUUCAUAUGCAGUCUAUUGUUAGAUGACUAGAUUGCUAGCAAUAUAAAAGUUAACUAUGAAUGGCUAUGCAGCUUCCUAAACUUUAGUCAGUUGCAAUAUUUUUCUGAAGAGUUACUCAUAGGUCAGGCACUGGACACCAACUACAAUGAUUCAGAUUUAUGAAUAUUUUAAAAAGGUACAAUGUUGAGCUAAGUUUUGGGGGAUCCCAACUGGAGCAAUCAGGCAGAUUCUCCAUAUGUGUAUGUCAGAUUUUUAUUUUUUUUUAAGACACUUUUUGAUAUUAUGAAAGAAAGGGAUACUGGAUAAGGAGACUUUCAAUAACUGGCUUGUGGCCAGCUGAGUUCCCAAGAUAACACAGCUGGAGGAAAUGCUCUUCUGCAUUUACACUUCAAAGCUUUAUUUAAAAGAAGCAAAAAGAUGUUUUUAAUGUUUGCACUCAACUUCUUAAAAGAUACAAGAAGUAAAAUAUAGUGUGACUCACACUUUACUGUUUACAAAACUCUGAAAUAUGUUAGAAUCAAAAACAGAACAGAUGUGUAUCAUGUUUCCGCUACUGUGUAUAUUGAUUUAUUUGGAAUAAAGAUUUAUCUGCUGAUCAAA
Molecule: messenger RNA, 3398 nt
Organism: Mauremys mutica (yellowpond turtle)
Lineage: Eukaryota; Metazoa; Chordata; Testudines; Geoemydidae
Gene: RXFP1
Product: relaxin family peptide receptor 1
Exons: 18
Coding region: 184-2478 (764 amino acids)
Biological process (GO): G protein-coupled receptor signaling pathway
Cellular component (GO): membrane
Molecular function (GO): protein binding; G protein-coupled receptor activity
Source: RefSeq, a predicted model, not a curated record